UGUCAUGUUCUGAUACAGGGCACAGACCAACAGCGACCUAAAACAGCAGGAUGGAAAUAGGACAGAAAGUCCAUUUCAACAUUGUAUGUUCUAAUGAGAAACAGAAAACUGUGGAAAAUACAUUGAAGAUGACGAAUCCUAAAAUCGGGCAGCCUAAAUCUAGUGUGGGGGCUGUUCCGUCUCUAUGAUUGGCUAUUUAGGUUUCGGCGAACCUGUUUCACAUUUAAUUUAUCUGGGCUUUCCUCGUAGCAAACGAGCUUCGUAAUGUUAGUGGAGUUUGUGGGCUGUUUUAUGCAGGCAGCCUCAACCAGUGAAGUUGCAGAGUUUUUGCUCGUGUCAAACAAACAUGCGGGACAUGAAUGUGUUUGAGCGCUCCUCCGUGUUCGCCGUGGAGAUGAUGAUGGAGGUGUUUGAUCGGACUCCCACGGAGAAACAGCUCGUCUCCCAGUCCAAGGAACUUUGUAGAGACUUCAUUCACUCCAGAAUAAUAAGGGAAGGACUAAUAAGGCGGUCAAAAGUCGAGUCUGAUCUACCCGAGUCACACGGGGCUCUUGUAGAUGUAUCUGUGGUGCUGCUAAAACUGGGUGAUGAACUGGAGUGUAUGCGUCCGUAUGUGUACCGUAAUAUUGCAAAGCAGCUGAACAUCAGUGUAGCUGUGGAGCCGGUGGUGUCACAUGCGUUCCUCUCUGUAGCAACAGAGAUCCUCAUCAUGGGGAUCACAUGGGGCAAGGUGGUGGCCAUCUUUGCUGUAGCAGCUGGGCUGGCAGUGGACUGUGUGCGUCAGGGCCAUCCAGUCAUGGUGCACACUAUAGUGGACAGUCUGGGUGAGUUUGUGCGAAGGAACCUGGUCCCAUGGCUCAAAAAGAGAGGAGGAUGGGGGGACAUUUUAAAAUGUGUGGUGGACAUGGACCCUAGAGCUCGUUCCCACUGGUUAUCAACCGCUGUGUUCACAUGGAGGCAAUUCCUAAAGACCAUGUACAUCUACCUGACGAAGUAGUCUUGUGCAGGAAAUCAUCUAGUUGACUGAGCACUGAAUCCCAGAACUAUCUGAAUGGUCCAUUGAGUGAGAGCAAAUAGCCCCUUAAAAAGGUCCUAGCACUUCACCCAGGUUCAACUGCCUUAAUUUUCUUUUACCCGUUAUGAUUUCUUUAAAAUAUACCAUGUAUAGAGUGUAACGCAUACUAUGACCUGACAGGAGGGGAGGGCACUGUGAGGGAAUAUGUGCUAUAUUCGUCGCUGGAGCUACAUAAUAUUUGUCUUCCUUGGUUUAAAAUGGAGCUCCUUUUGCGCUGACACACGGAGUGGGUUCAUUACACUGAGAUUUUAUACUGAAUGUCUGUGGUGAUGAGAGAAACAUUUUAAUGUUGGUCUAUCUUCAGUUAUUUAUUUAUACAAAAUUGCUGAAAAUGAUGUUUGGAGUGUCGCUUCGCACUUUCAGUUUGUACAGUUUUUGUGGUGUGUGUGAAAUACUGUUGUCACCAUCUUAAAAUAAAGAUUUUAAUGUUUGAA
This is a messenger RNA of Carassius gibelio (silver crucian carp), 1509 nucleotides long. RefSeq names its product bcl-2-related ovarian killer protein homolog B. Lineage: Eukaryota; Metazoa; Chordata; Actinopteri; Cypriniformes; Cyprinidae. Gene Ontology annotation, molecular function: protein homodimerization activity; protein heterodimerization activity. The record is from RefSeq and is a predicted model, not a curated record. The transcript is spliced from 4 exons. Gene Ontology annotation, cellular component: mitochondrial outer membrane. Gene Ontology annotation, biological process: extrinsic apoptotic signaling pathway in absence of ligand; intrinsic apoptotic signaling pathway in response to DNA damage; regulation of apoptotic process. The coding region runs from base 347 to 997 and encodes 216 amino acids.